This is a messenger RNA of Branchiostoma floridae (Florida lancelet), 2348 nucleotides long. Its product is annotated as voltage-gated potassium channel subunit beta-2-like. Gene Ontology annotation, molecular function: transmembrane transporter binding; potassium channel regulator activity; voltage-gated potassium channel activity. Gene Ontology annotation, biological process: transmembrane transport; regulation of potassium ion transmembrane transport; potassium ion transport. Gene Ontology annotation, cellular component: membrane; cytoplasm; voltage-gated potassium channel complex. The record is from RefSeq and is a predicted model, not a curated record. Lineage: Eukaryota; Metazoa; Chordata; Leptocardii; Amphioxiformes; Branchiostomatidae. The transcript is spliced from 15 exons. The coding region runs from base 266 to 1288 and encodes 340 amino acids.
GCUGUCGAUCCGCCGCCCCGGAACAGUUUCUGACCAAUCAUAUGUAGCUUUGCAGCUUUUUCAUUUGCUAUGGUCGUCUGCUAAUAUAAGCGCAAAUUUUCAACUGUGGAGUCAUGCUGAAUGGAAGUUGACUGUCAGACGGCAAGUUUACGUUGUCGUAUUCCAUUUUUUAUCGACCUGAACUAUAGGAUCAGUAUCGGUGUCAGAGUGUCAACCAACAGUCCAUAUUAAGGGAGAGAGCAACCCUUUUCAGGAGGUCGAGUGAAUGCACAAGUCUUCAAAAAAAUUCAGCAAUAUGAUUUACAGAAAUCUAGGAAGGUCUGGUCUAAGGGUGUCUUGCCUUGGACUGGGGACGUGGGUGACAUUUGGAGGGCAAGUUACAGAUGAGAUGGCUGAAGAACUGAUGACUUUAGCAUAUGAAAAUGGCGUGAACCUAUUUGACACUGCAGAGGUGUAUGCAGCUGGCAAAGCAGAAAUCACAUUGGGGAACAUCAUCAAGAAAAAGGGUUGGAGGAGAUCCAGCCUCGUCAUUACAACAAAGAUAUUCUGGGGAGGAAGAGCGGAGACAGAACGAGGGCUAUCCAGAAAACACAUCAUUGAGGGUCUGCAAGGCUCACUACAGAGGCUACAGCUGGAUUAUGUGGAUGUGGUGUUUGCCAACAGACCAGAUCCUAACACUCCAAUGGAAGAGACGGUACGAGCAUUCAGCUAUGUGAUUGAGCGAGGCUGGGCCCUGUACUGGGGCACAUCUAGAUGGAGCCCCAUGGAGAUUAUGGAGGCGUACUCAGUAGCCAGACAGUUCAACCUCAUCCCCCCUAUAGCAGAGCAGGCAGAGUACCACCUCUUCCAGCGGGAGAAAGUCGAGGCACAGCUUCCUGAGCUCUAUGCCAAGAUAGGUGUUGGAGCUAUGACCUGGUCUCCUCUUGCCUGUGGCAUCAUCACAGGAAAGUAUGACGACGGGGUGCCCAUUUACUCCAGAGCUGCUCUCAAGGGCUAUGGUUGGCUGAAGGAUAAGAUCCUGAGUGAAGAUGGGAGAAGACAGCAGGCCAAGCUGAGAGAAGUACAGAUCAUAGCUGACAAACUCAACUGCACACUGCCACAGCUGGCUAUUGCCUGGUGUUUACGGAAUGAGACCAUCAGUUCUGUUCUCCUUGGUGCCUCCUCUAUAGAACAGCUGUAUGAAAAUAUACAGGCUCUUCAGGUGGUCCAAAAGUUGACUCCACAGAUUCUGACAGAACUGGACGGUAUCCUUGGUAACAAACCUUCCACCAAACGAGAUGUGAAGUAACUUCACAGCUACACCCUGUCUGCUGAAGACUUAGUUAGGACACCGGUCAAUCUGGAGAAGUAACCACCGGACAUUCCAAGAUAGAAAAAACUCUUAAAUGCUCUUCCAGAGGAGGUGUCAUGGCACGUAUGUUUGUCUUACUCAGGAUUGACCAUUCUUUAGAUGAUAAACUUCUCAAUGAUAAUAAUAUAUAUUCUGGUGCCAAAUCGUAGGCCUUUAAGCAGGCUGAAGGGUAAAAAGAGGAGCUCUGUUAAACUUUGAUAAUCAUUAUGGCAACAUUUUGUUUUAGCCAAAUAUAUUUUGAACCUUCAGAUAAUGUGAAUAUUUUUCAGCCAAACUUUAUCUUGAAUGUUCAUACGAUGUGGAUUUUAGCAGUUCAAAGCAAAGCUGGCCCAAAUAAGGCUCUGACCUUAGCCUUUUCAGCAUCUGACAUUAUUGAUAGAUUAAAAACCACUAUGUAUUAAACACUAUGUACAGUUAAAUAGUGUCAUAAGGUUUGUCACUAGUUGCUAGAUCACGAUUCAACCUAUAAUAUACCUACUAGCUACUUAGUCCCUUGACAUCCAGGUCGUUUGGGGUACUGGUCAUCAGUAUAUUACUAAAAUUGAAAAGCCAGGAUAAUAUUCUGAAAAAUCAUACAAUAUUGUAACAUUGCUAGACAAAAAAGUGCGACUCUAUAGAAAUUUGUUUCAGAAAUACAGUCUCCACAGUACACACUCGACAGCUAAAUUAAUAUCCUCAAGCACUGCUACUCUUCAUUGAUGUACAUAUUGGUUUGUUACAUGACGUUUUGUCAGCUUUCUAUUUAAUUUGUAACUAUGCAAUAUUCAUAGUAUUAGGUACAUAUUAUUCUACAUUAUGUAAAAUCAUACUAAAAUGUAACAGAUCUUUAUUUUGUACUACCCACUACAUGUAGUUGCUGACUGGCUUCAAGCAGAGGUUUGUAGGCAAGAUUGUUACAUUUUCCUAUCCAAAUGUGGCUGCCUGUUUCUAUUGCAAACUGCCUUCUAACUACAGCUUGGCAGAAUUUGUAUAAAGAAGUACCAGGAUGCCAUAAUGA